UAUCCGUGACCCCUUGAUCGUCUUCCUGCGUGGAGAGCCUUCGCGGGUGAGGCGUAACGUGCAGGAGGUAUCACGAGAGUGGAAGCAAGUCUCGCGAAUUUUAAAAUUUAUCUUUUUGCCUAGCGACUGACAACAGGCUGGUUGCUUGGCGUGGAAUCCUAAAGUGGCCUGGCCUUGAGACUGGAGUGAGACCCCAGCCCUAGGCUGGGGUUCUUUCCAUUAUAGAGGAGACGGAUUCAGAAGGGCUACAGACCACGGUUGUUGAAAACCAGACAUAUGAUGAGCGUCUAGAGAUUAACGACUCCGAAGAGGUUGCAAAUAUUUAUACUCCAACCCCAAGACACCAAGGCUCUCACUCUGUUGCCCGGGCUGGAGUGCAGUGGCAUGAACACUGGACACUGCUCACUGCAGCCUCAAACUCCUGGGUUUAAGCAGACCUCCUGCUUCAGCCUCCCAAGUAGCUGGGACCACAGGACUUCCUCAUUCUGCCCAUCUUCCUAACAAGGCUAUGGCUGAUAACAGCAGUGAUGAGUAUGAAGAGGAAAAUAACAAGGUCCUAAGGGAGGGCAUGCCACAGGCUCCAGGCCACAGAGGCAAAGACAUGGACCCUGUUCCACCUGCCCCUGCAAGUCUCAAGUGCCACCAGACCCCUUCUCAUGGACUUGAGAGGGUGGGAUGGUACAGAGAGAGCCAGAAGCACAGAAAGGAGAAGAAAAAGACCUCACAGUUGACACCUCAACGGGGCUUUAUUGAAAAUGAUGAUGACGACGAUGAUGAUGAUGAUUCAUCUGAAACUGAUUCUGAUUCUGAUGAUGAUGAUGAAGAGCAUGGAGCCCCUCUGGAAGGGGCCUAUGACCCUGCAGAUUAUGAGCAUUUGCCAGUUUCUGCUGAAAUUAAGGAACUCUUCCAGUACAUCAGUAGGUACACACCUCAGUUGAUUGACCUGGACCACAAACUGAAGCCUUUCAUUCCUGAUUUUAUCCCAGCUGUCGGGGAUAUUGAUGCAUUCUUAAAGGUCCCACGUCCUGAUGGAAAGCCCGACAACCUUGGCCUAUUGGUAUUGGAUGAACCUUCUACAAAGCAGUCAGACCCUACAGUGCUCUCCCUCUGGUUAACAGAGAAUUCUAAGCAGCACAACAUCACACAACAUAUGAAAGUAAAAAGCCUGGAAGAUGCAGAAAAGAAUCCCAAAGCCAUUGAUACGUGGAUUGAGAGCAUCUCUGAAUUACACCGUUCUAAGCCCCCUGCGACUGUGCACUACACCAGGCCCAUGCCCGACAUUGACACACUGAUGCAGGAAUGGUCCCCAGAGUUUGAAGAGCUUUUGGGCAAGGUAAACCUGCCCACAGCAGAGAUUGAUUGCAGCCUGGCAGAGUACAUUGACUUGAUCUGUGCCAUUCUAGACAUCCCUGUCUACAAGAGUCGGAUCCAGUCCCUCCAUCUGCUCUUUUCCCUCUACUCAGAAUUCAAGAACUCACAGCAUUUUAAAGCUCUCGCUGAAGGCAAGAAAGCAUUCACUCCUUCAUCCAACUCUACCUCCCAAGCUGGAGACAUGGAGACAUUAACCUUCAGCUGAGACACCUCCCAAGCUGCUGUUUCAAGGCUGAGCUGGCCCCUCUGCCCCAGCUGAGAUGGACAGAUCGUUAUCAGCUACUUGAUGUCCUUGCCUAUGCCACGGCUUGGCUCAGGGGCAGUGCAUGUCCUGCUGCCCUCUCUGCCAGAGGGCACAGAACAUGUUUGUUUAAUGAACCUGCCUGCCUCAGAUUGCUGUCCCUGGGGAGUUAAUGCAUCUACACCACUGUGGGGAUUUGAGUUAGAAGAAUUGGAAUUUCUGAGAUCCCAUGGAGCUUGGAUUGGGAGGAAAGCUUAAAAGAUGUCCUUUUUGUGAGAGGGAUGGAAUUGUUUUCUUUCAUUCGUAAAGUUAGUGGGUAAAGAUUUUAUAAAUCAAAUGCUCUAUUAUAUUGUCAGAUUAUUCUCCUAUUUAAUAUGAAAGAGAAAAGGCUGACUGAGCAUAACGCAGAGACACAGGAACUUUGCUUAGUAGUGGGCAUUAAAUGAAGAGUAGUUAAAGCAAACAAAUUUUGUGAAAUAAAAUGAAACCCCAAUCGUCCAA
Molecule: messenger RNA, 2113 nt
Organism: Symphalangus syndactylus (siamang)
Lineage: Eukaryota; Metazoa; Chordata; Mammalia; Primates; Hylobatidae
Gene: IFT46
Product: intraflagellar transport 46
Biological process (GO): intraciliary transport; cilium assembly
Cellular component (GO): intraciliary transport particle B; microtubule organizing center; motile cilium
Source: RefSeq, a predicted model, not a curated record